Messenger RNA from Capsella rubella, 2139 nucleotides. RefSeq names its product homeobox-leucine zipper protein HDG10. The record is from RefSeq and is a predicted model, not a curated record. The transcript has 10 exons. Gene Ontology annotation, molecular function: DNA binding; DNA-binding transcription factor activity, RNA polymerase II-specific; lipid binding. Lineage: Eukaryota; Viridiplantae; Streptophyta; Magnoliopsida; Brassicales; Brassicaceae. The coding region runs from base 1 to 2139 and encodes 712 amino acids. Gene Ontology annotation, biological process: regulation of DNA-templated transcription.
AUGUAUUCCAGCAGCCGUGAAGACUCUUCAGCUAAUGAAAGAGAAACAUCUUCUGGUGACACCAAUGCCAAUCAGGAGGGGAGCAAUCACCAACACCACUCUCAUCAUCAAACUCUUAGUCUCGAGCAGUACUUUACUGAACGUGAACAUCCAAACAGUGCGCAGCGACAUCAACUGGCUGAAGAACUCAAUAUGAAACCAGAACAAAUCAAAUUUUGGUUUCAAAACAAGAGAGUCCAAACCAAGAUGAAUAAUGAAAAAGCAGAGAAUGCAGAGCUUAGAAUUGAUAACUUGACACUGCAAUGUGAGAAUGAAGCAAUGGAACAGGCAAUGAAGACUGUGGUCUGCCCUCCAUGUGGUGGCCGUAAUCCUGGGAGAGAAGAGCAACUAUGCCAUCUCGAAAAUUUGCGCUCGGAGAACACCUUUCUCCAAAGAGAGCAUGAAAGACUCUCAAGCUACGUUACCCAACACAGAGGCUCAAGACUUAGCAUCCAUGGUCCAUCAACCUACGGAUCAACCUCCAGGACUCGUCCUACUCCAUAUGGAAGCUCUUCUAACCAUCGUCCCAAACAAUCAAGCUUGUUAAGAGGACCAUAUGCUCGUGAAAACAUCAACAUCACUCCAGUGCCUAAGCCGCGAAAACUAGUACAGUUGCAGCAUUUCCAACCGAUGUCUCGACAGGAGAAAGCUGAGAUGAUUGAAACCGCGGAAAAUGCCGUGGCAGAGGUUAUGAGUCUCAUUCGAAUGGAUGAACCAAUGUGGGUUAAGUCACCUAUUGAUGGUAGGUUCGUCCUUGAUCCAGUGAACUAUGGGAGCAUUUUUGGUAAGAUGAGCCAGUUUAAGACUACAAGUGUUUGUCCUCGUGAGUCUUCCAAGGAAGUGGUCGUUGUUCCAAUGGAUGCAACAAAUUUGGUCGACAUGCUCUUUGAUACGGAGAAAUGGGCGAGGCUGUUUCCAACAAUUGUAAAUGAAGCAAAGACGGUUCAUGUGUUGGAGACCAUUAACCGUCGAAGACCAACUUUCUCAAGAGUGAUAUAUGAGAACCUGCACAUGUUGUCACCAUUGGUGCCACCUAGAGAGUUUCUAAUACUCAGAACCUGUCAAAAAAUGGAAGAUAAUCUCUGGUUGAUUGCUGAUGUUUCCUGUCAUCACCGAAACAUUGAUUAUGAUUCUCCCGUUUGCACCAAACGUCCCUCAGGUGUACUGAUACAAGGCUUAGCCCAUGGUUGCUCUAAGGUUACUUGGAUUGAGCAUGUGGAAGUGAGUAAUAAUCUGCAGCCACAUCGGCUUUACAGAGACCUCUUGAACAGCUGUUUUGGCUACGGGGCUCGACGUUGGACUGUUACUCUUGAGAGGAUGUGUGAGAGGCUGUCUCUCUACUCUAUGCAUGAAGUCCCAGCCGCUGACUACGUCGGAGUUGUGAGAACAAUACAUGGAAGAAGGAGCAUAAUGAAUUUGGGAGAAAGAAUGUUGAAAAACUUUGCUUGGAUCAUGAAAAUGGCUACCAAACUCGAUUUCUCGCGACCAUCAGAUGCUGAUAACAGCAAAAUUCGGAUCUCGGUGCGGACAAACACACAGGCCGGUCAACCGGUCGGUCUCAUUGUCUGCGCAAGUUCAUCCUUAUCUCUCCCCGUCCCUCCAGUCCAAGUCUACAAUCUCCUUAAGAAUCUGGAGGUUCGUAACCAGUGGGACGUUCUCUGCCAUGGGAAUCCAGUGAUUGAAGCUACUCGUUUUGUCACCGGAUUGAAGAAAAAGAACAACGUCACUUUUCUCCAGACAUCAAGUGAAGGGGACAAUACUGAGAUGAUGAUACUACAAGAUAGCUUCAUAGAUGAAUUGGGAGGUAUGGUUGUCUACGCUCCAAUGGACCUAAAGACGGCGUACGCAGCCAUUUCUGGUGAUGUUGAUCCUUCCACCAUUCCCAUCCUCCCGUCCGGUUUCAUCAUCUCCCGCGACAGCCGCUCUUUCCCGGGGGAGCAGGACGGCCGCUGCAUGACACUCCUCACCUUGGCUUUCCAGAUCCUUGUCUCCGGUUCGAUUUCUUCUACUGAACUCAACUUGGGAGAUGCUACCACCACUGUUGAGACCUUGAUUAACUGCACCGUUCAAAGGGUCAAGGCAAUGCUUAACUGCGGAUGA